Messenger RNA from Strongylus vulgaris, 621 nucleotides. NCBI's taxonomy places the organism in Eukaryota, Metazoa, Nematoda, Chromadorea, Rhabditida, Strongylidae. The record is from the annotation of a GenBank genome assembly.
AUGGUGCCUUUUGAUCUCAUCAACAGUAUUUACGCGGACGAUCACGAUUUAUUUAUUCGGAUGGAUUCAAGCGCUAUGCUUGCGUCAUGCUUGUGUAACAACGAACCUGUGCAUUUUGACGUUACGCAAGGCGAACGUGCAAAUUCGCUUUUGCACCACAUUGUGCUUAGGGCAAAUGCGGCAAACUUUUGUGCACUACUUUUCAAAAUCAACAAAGAGUAUUUUUCCAAACUUCUCAAACCGUUCGCAGUCUUCUCAAAGGAUCUCAAAGGUGCAAUAAGUCCUCAACACUUACGCUGUCAAGCAAAAAUAAUAGUUUCUCAGAACUCACGUUUACAACCUUCUUUGAAAACUAUUCGCGAGCCAUAUGCACUGUUUCGAAGGAAAUAUUCCCGUCCUCGCUGCGAUGUCGAACCUCAGAUAGACCGAAAAGAAGCUAAAUCGAAUUCUUGUUCACAAACACUACAAACAUCCACGCUAUCAUCAGGCUAUUCACUGCCUCAAAUUCCUACCGGAAGCGCUGUAGCGGAAUUACCAGCGCUGAAGCUGACCUCCUAUCAUCAAGGCACGGCCGACGAUGACUUUCGCAAUAUUGUGCAUAGCUUUGAAGCUCUAGGUGAU